CAAUGGGAGGCCCGUGUGUACUCGCUGUUUUGGCUCCGUGGCCAAUCAGAGCGCGCACUCGGGUUUGUUGUUGGUGAUGAUGAUGAACUGAAAAUAUUUGUUGUUACUGGAAGGCGAGCCGCGAGGAGAGAGAGCGCGUGAAGGAAGGGCCAGGCAGGGACGCUCGCUUUCGACGGACGCGCAAACAUUGUACGGAGAUUUCCGUUCCCGGGAGUCGCAGAGGAGCGAACGGCGGCGAUGUCGGUGAAUAUGGACGAGCUGAGACAUCAAGUGAUGAUCAACCAGUUUGUUUUGACCGCGGGCUGCGCGGCGGAUCAGGCGAAGCAGCUUCUGCAGGCGGCUCACUGGCAGUUCGAGACGGCUCUGAGCUCUUUUUUCCAAGAGGCUAACAUCCCCAGUCAUCACCAGAUGAUGUGCACUCCACGCAACACUCCUGCCACGCCGCCCAACUUCCCAGACACCAUCACGAUGUUCUCCAAGCUGCGGACGUCUGAAUGUAGCGGGGCCGGCGCUUCAGCCCAGAUGUCUAUGCCAUGUUCUCCUCCUCCACACUCCUCCGCACAGGGAUUCGGCUCUUUCUGGGCCUCCUCGCCCCCCAACCACCAGCCCGUCUGGCUGCCGCCGUCCUCCCCCACAGGCCACCACAUGCUCCAUCAUCACCACCAUCACAUGCACCAGCCGCCCACGUGGCCACCCGUCUCCCAGCCCACCAGCGGCCAGCAGACGCCCGUCAUGUCAGCCCUGCAUGGCCAGAGAUGAGACUCUGCGGCAGGGGGAGACACGGGGUAUACGGGGCGAGGAUACACAGUUUAACGGGGUGGGAAUAUACUCACUGAGACUUUGGAUGGCCAAGGGGGAAAGACGUGGUACCCUUUCUUUCAGUUUUCUAAUGAUGAACAAUCGCUCUUCUUUCGGAGAUCUCAUUUUGUUCUUUUACCUGUUGUCGAUUUACUUUCCGUCCAAAUCUGGGAAGAACCACUGAGGAAAAAAAAUGUAUAAAUUAUGGAAGUUAUUAAGAAGUGUAAGAGUCCCAAAGAAGCCUCUUUUUUUCACCAUCCAGCAGCGAAAGAAAGAAAGCCACGGAGUCGUCAGCAGUGGACGAUCAGGAUGAAUUUGUGCGUGUGAAUGUUCGGUCAUUCGUUCGUCGUAUUUGGACUCUCCUCCUUCUGUAGCGCUGUGUUGGCACUCGCAAUAAAAUGCCUGACAUUCAGUAAAACUGAAUCACAUAUCACGGUGGUCGUGCUGUUCUGCCUCCCAGGAAGCAUCAAGAGGACGUUUCUGUAUAACUAGUGUCUACGAGUUCUUAACAGAGGCUGUUAUGUGGUGAUUAAUCACCUUAUAUUUGUACGAAAUGCACAUUUUCAAGUGCACAUGGCCUCCGAUAUAACUGAGAUACUGAAUUGAAUUUAGUCUGAAUCGACAAGAACUGUUAGUCCGAAUGUAAAUGGGGAGGGG
Carassius carassius (crucian carp) is the source of this 1455-nucleotide messenger RNA. RefSeq names its product UBA-like domain-containing protein 2. The record is from RefSeq and is a predicted model, not a curated record. The transcript has 3 exons. Gene Ontology annotation, molecular function: protein binding. NCBI's taxonomy places the organism in Eukaryota, Metazoa, Chordata, Actinopteri, Cypriniformes, Cyprinidae. The coding region runs from base 238 to 759 and encodes 173 amino acids.